Molecule: messenger RNA, 2278 nt
Organism: Erigeron canadensis
Lineage: Eukaryota; Viridiplantae; Streptophyta; Magnoliopsida; Asterales; Asteraceae
Exons: 3
Coding region: 446-2203 (585 amino acids)
Source: RefSeq, a predicted model, not a curated record
UUAUACAAAUAGCCGUAAUUAUGCUUGCUGCCCCUGUAAUCGUUGCGGUAAUGUUCAUUGUCACCCUCUUCCAACAAUAGAGCAACACAUACAUAAUAAUGGUUUUUGCAAAACCUAUAAGAGGUGGAUACAUCACGGUGAACCAAUUAUUCCGUCACGAGUAGUUCCAGUCAUACCGCAAACGAUAGGCCCAAUGCAUGAUUUCAUCGCUGAUAUUAUCAGGAGAGAGCCCCCCAAGAGGAGAAUGUCGAAGAUGAGCCAAUUGACCCAAUAGAAGAGUCGAGUGCUACAAAUGAUGAACUUGCUGAAUAAUUAAAGUUUGCCCACACCGAUCUACACCCUGGUUUUGAGUCGAUGUCUUCGUUAGAUUUCUUGGCAAAAGUGAGUCACUGAUAAAUGGAACAAGCAUAAAUGUUUGUUGAAUAUCGAAAAAAAUGUCGAUGUCAUGCAUAUCGAAAAAAAUGUUUGUGAGAGUUUGUUCAAUACAUUGUUGAUGAACAAGGAUAAAUCCAAAGACACUGAUAAGGCGAGAAGGGUGUUAGAAAAAUGGAACAUUCGACCUGAGUUAUGGCUUGUAGAUAAUGGUCGUGGAAAGCUCUCAAAGCCUUAUGCCAAGUUCUCUUUCACAAAUACCGAUAAAAGUCUUUUUUGUCAAUUUAUUAGGGGAGUAAAGCUACCAGAUGGCUUUGGCUCAAACUUUAAGCAUAAGGUAACAGAAAAUGAUACCCAAAUAACGGGGAUGAAGUCUCCUGAUCAUCACAUAAUGAUGCAAUGGUUGCUUCCGAUUGGUGCUCGUGCGUACUUGGACAAAAACAUUUCAACACCAAUAAUAGAGUUGUGCCACUUUUUUAAGCAACUUUGUGCUCGAAACUUGAUGUCAUCUGAUAUGCAAGAUACCGAAGAGAAGUUGAUUAAUAUUUUGUGUUCUUUCGAGCAAAUAUUUCCUCCGUCAUUUUUUGACGUAAUGAUUCAUUUGGUUAUGCAUUUGCCUGAGGAGGCUAUCCAAGGUGGGCAUGUAUACAUGAGAUGGAUGUAUCCAUUUGAAAGAUACAUGCCAAUGCUGAAGAAUUAUGUUAGAAAUAAGGCUAGGCCUAAAGGUUCUAUUGCAGAGGGGUAUGUUGCAGAUGAAGCCUUAACUUUUUGUUCAAGGUAUCUUAAGGGUGUACCGACGAGAUUUAAUCGGCCGGACCGAAACGAAGACGCCCCAAUUCCCACACAUGAGUUUUAUGUCUUCCCAUCAUUAUGCACACCUAUCGAUAAAGGGGUUGAUACAAAGUUGGAUCGCGAACUUUGGGCGAAACUAAUUUGGUUUAUCCUUAACAACAACUCCGAGAUUGAAGAUUACAAGGAUGAAUUUACUACUCUAAUGUCGCCUGGGACUAACUUGCAAGCAAAUUUUCCUAACCGGUUUAAACAGAAGAUCAACCAUCUUCGAGCAAACAAUGAAUCUAGCAUUAGCAAUGAACUACUUGCUUUGGCAAAUGGACCACGAUUCGCAAACUCUUACACCGCUUGUAUAGUUAACGGUGUAAGAUUUGUGAUUGAAAGCCGAGAUUUACGUCGUACAACUCAAAACAGCGGCAUUUCAACAACUGGGCACGACGGAACAAAGUAUUACGGUGUGUUGGAAGAUAUCUUGGAGUUUGGUUAUCUAAAUCGUUGCAAGGUUGUAUUGUUCCGAUGUAAACGGUACAAAACCAAUAACACCAAACUUUGUGUCAUUAAGAAUAACAUAACCAGUAUUUCUACUCAAACUAAAUGGUUUAAAAAUGACCAAUACAUUCUUGCAACACAAGCAGAUCAAGUCUUUUAUCUUGAUGAACCGUCUAAAGCGGGUCAAAGAGUUCAAUCAAACAGAUAUUGGAAGGUCGUCCAAGAGGUGAAUCAUUGGAAGAUUUGGGAUCAAGAUAUUAUCACAGAAACUCAAGAAACAGAUAUAAUACAUGGGAGCACCUCAUCUGACCUUUCGUUGUCUGCUAACUUGGAUAGUUUGACUUAUGACGGUUUGAGUAGAGCCGGAGCGACAAACUUUAAUGUUUCCCCUGAACAUGUCGAUUUAGAUGACAAUGCAUACGAAGAUGUAGAUGAUGAAGACAAUGAUGGAGACAACGAAAUAGAUGUUACAGAUGAUUCAGAAGAUGAUUUACUCGAAACUAAUAAUGAAUGUGGAGUAGUGACUUAUCAUACUGAUGAAGACGAUUGAUCUUAAUUUGUAAUUUGUAAACAUUAUUGAGUUUGAAUUGUUAUGCUUAAUUUAUUAUGUUUAUUUAGUUGUUUU